Messenger RNA from Lithohypha guttulata, 762 nucleotides. It is a transcript of the gene SUR7, whose product is annotated as Eisosomes component. Gene Ontology annotation, biological process: fungal-type cell wall organization; cortical actin cytoskeleton organization; septin cytoskeleton organization. Gene Ontology annotation, cellular component: plasma membrane; membrane raft; cell cortex. The record is from RefSeq and is a predicted model, not a curated record. Lineage: Eukaryota; Fungi; Ascomycota; Eurotiomycetes; Chaetothyriales; Trichomeriaceae. Bases 1 to 762 code for a protein of 253 amino acids. The transcript has 3 exons.
AUGGCAGCACGUGGUCUUUUUGGCUUGGUUUCACUCAUACUGGUAGCUGGAGGCUUACUUCUCGCGCUCUUCAUCCUGCUUGCGGGCGCAAUCAAUGGAAAUCCAGUCAAUACCUUCUAUUUCCUCGAAGCGGACACGGCCAAUAUUCCUGGUGCACCCCCAGUAUCCAGAUGGACUUUCUGGAACAUCUGCGAUGGCUCUGAUGGCACAAACACCUGCAGUGGUACAGGGUUUGGCUCUAUUAGCCCAGCGCGGCCAUUCGACCCUCCUUCAGGACGCAACUUUGGCACCACCCAGAAUGUACCGUCACAGUUCGUUGGCACUAGAUACUACUUCUACUUGUCGAGAUUCAUGUUCGCCUUCGCUCUGAUCGCGCUGUUCUUCGGUGCUUGCGCGCUGUUCACAGGCCUACUAGCUCUAUGCACGCGUCUCGGCUCUUACUUGAGCGGCUUACUUACCACCCUGGCCUUUAUCUUCCAGGCUUUGACAGCUGCGCUCAUGACAGCUGCGUACGUAAAAGGUCGAGACCACUUCCGCCAGAACAACCAAAAUGCGUCGAUCGGGAGAUACGCCUUCGGUUUUGAAUGGGCAGCUUUUGCCUGCUGGUUUCUAGCCACGGUCUUGUUCUGUGUCGGAGGUUCAGCGGCCAAGAAGGACAACUACGGAUCAGGAAAGAGUAGGGGCGGCUUCUUCAAGGGUCGCAGGAGUGCCAGCACUCGCAGUCGAGGCAGCUUCAUCAAAGCGGACAAGGAAUAUUCGUGA